Molecule: messenger RNA, 2833 nt
Organism: Solenopsis invicta (red fire ant)
Lineage: Eukaryota; Metazoa; Arthropoda; Insecta; Hymenoptera; Formicidae
Gene: Nadsyn
Product: glutamine-dependent NAD(+) synthetase
Exons: 13
Coding region: 363-2603 (746 amino acids)
Biological process (GO): NAD+ biosynthetic process
Cellular component (GO): cytoplasm
Molecular function (GO): ATP binding; glutaminase activity; NAD+ synthase (glutamine-hydrolyzing) activity
Source: RefSeq, a predicted model, not a curated record
CAGCCAUUUUGUCGUGGUUUUAGUUACGAACGGUAAAAAAUUGCAUCUCCCGCCAACAGCGCGAAAGACAAAUUGUCGCCGCAAGAUGGCGGCAUGAAGGCUCUCGGCGAGCUCCGACGAUCUCUAUCAGUCAUCAGUCACGCAAAGCGACAAGCGGUGUAGGGACGGUGAAGAUUGGCGUGCAAGCCUUGAUCUUCUCCAGUUGACUUUUCGCACGCGUUCGUACUACUCGAUUCGCGAUACGUAAGAUUGAAGGAGCAGGAGGAGCAUGCGCCGCAUCGCGCCAGUUCUCUAACAAACGUCCGGAUCAUCCAUAAACGCAUUCGCGAAUCUCGUCUAGGAAAGCGCAAAUAUUAUUCAACAUGGGACGAACGGUAACCGUCGCCGUUUGCACGUUAAACCAAUGGGCGAUGGACUUCGAUGGGAACACCAGGAGAAUUUUGCAGAGUAUACAAGAGGCGAAAGAUGCCGGUGCCACUUAUCGAAGCGGUCCCGAACUAGAAGUCUGCGGUUACAGCUGCGAGGACCAUUUCUACGAGUCAGACACGUUGCUCCAUAGCUGGGAGGUUUUGACGACUCUCCUGAAAUCCAGCGUUUGCGAAGAUAUAUUGAUUGACGUGGGCAUGCCGGUGAUGCAUAAGAACGUGACCUACAACUGCAGAGUGGCCUUUCUGAAUCGGCGGAUUUUGCUGAUCAGACCGAAAAUGCGGCUCUGCGAGGACGGCAACUAUCGGGAAUCCAGAUGGUUCUCUCCUUGGACGAAAGAACGCACGGUCGAGGAUUAUUUUCUGCCGCGAAUGAUAUCGCAAGUCACCGGUCAAACAGUAGUGCCAUUCGGUGACGCGGUCAUCGCGACGAGGGACACGUGCGUGGGUUUUGAAAUAUGCGAGGAACUUUGGCACCCAGCUAGCAAUCAUAUUCCGAUGUCAAUGGACGGCGUGGAAAUCAUCGCGAACGGAAGUGGUUCAUACUAUGAGCUACGUAAAGCCUACGUCACCGUGGAUCUCGUCAAGUCGGCUACUUUCAAGGCUGGCGGCUGCUACAUGUUCAGUAACUUGCGCGGAUGCGACGGCGGCAGACUGUAUUUCAACGGUGGUUCCAGUAUCACGCUCAAUGGUAAUAUACUAAAUCGUGGACGACAAUUCGCCCUCGAGGACGUAGAAGUAACCGUUGCCACGUUCGAUCUCGAGGACAUAAGAAAUUACCGAAACAGCAUCAGAUCGCGGUCGCACGCGGCCGCCGCGUCACCUAGUUAUCCGCGCGUAAAAGUCGACUUUGCGCUCACGCCAGAGAAUCUCGUCUCGAAUCCACCGGAUCGACCGAUCGACGGAGUCCAGGAUGUAUACGGCGACGACGAUGGACAUUCAAGUCUCGUACAUCAUACCGCGGAAGAAGAGAUCGCGAUGGCACCUGCGUGCUGGAUGUGGGACUAUUUGAGACGAUCCUGCCAAGGUGGAUUUUUCCUACCGCUGAGCGGUGGCGUCGACUCGUCGUCUUCAGCAUGCAUUGUAUAUUCGAUGUGCGAAAUGAUCGUCGAAUCGGUCAGCAAAGGAGACGCACAGGUCUUAGCGGACAUAAGGAAAAUCGUCGGUGACUGUGAAUACGUACCGGUCGACCCGAAGCAGUUGUGCAACACCAUCCUGGUCACGUGCUAUAUGGGAACGGAGAACUCGUCGGCGGAGACCAAGGCUCGAGCGGCCGAAUUGGCCAGUCAAAUAGGAUCUUAUCAUCAUGGGAUAGUUAUAGAUACCGCGAUAUCUGCGAUUUUAGGAAUCUUCCAACAGGUUACUAAAUUGACACCGAGGUUCAAAGUGCAGGGUGGUUCGCCGAGAGAGAAUCUGGCCUUGCAAAAUGUACAGGCUCGGUUACGAAUGGUGAUCGCUUACUUAUUCGCUCAAUUAAUGUUAUGGGUCAGAGGCCGCCCAGGUGGCCUCUUGGUGCUAGGGAGUGGUAACGUGGACGAAUCCUUACGUGGUUACCUCACUAAAUACGAUUGCAGCAGCGCCGACAUUAAUCCUAUCGGUGGCAUAGCGAAGAACGAUUUAAAGAAGUUUCUCGUGUACUUUAGACACAAACAUGGGAUAUCUGCUUUGGAUAAUAUCCUGGAUGCGCCACCUACCGCGGAACUGGAACCGCUGCAAGCGGGACAACUUGCGCAAUUGGACGAGGUGGACAUGGGUAUGACCUAUAAGGAGCUAUCGGUUUUUGGACGAUUAAGGAAGCAAUAUAUGGCCGGGCCUUUCUCUAUGUUUUGUAGACUCGUGUACAUAUGGGAUCAUUGUACCCCGAAAGAGAUUGCCGAUAAGGUGAAACACUUCUAUAGAUGUUACGCUAUUAAUCGUCAUAAGAUGACGAUAUUGACUCCGGCGUGCCACGCGGAAUCGUACAGUCCCGAUGAUAAUCGAUUCGAUCACCGUCCCUUCCUCUAUAAUCACUCAUGGAAGUGGCAGUUUGCGGCAAUCGACGAACAGGUGAAACGACUCAGCAGCGAAGAGAAGCCGUCCAGACCGCGUAAGGGUGCUCCGAAAGUGCCUGCCAAGCCCAGAUACAUGCCGUUCAGCUCCGUAAUCAGCAAUAAAACGCAUCCUGGAGUAGUAGUUUAACCGUAGCCGUAGAGCACUCUCUUAUCAUUUUGAUAUUGCAGCGCUGCGAUAAAUGGAUGUUUCGCUCUUCGAAGCGAUUGAUCAUGGAUUUUGUGUUCGUUCCCGAUGUUAAUAUUUAGGGAACUUCUCCGUGAGAGGGUGUGUUGCAGCAUUCCAGAAGAUAUUUUGUGAAAUCAUUAUGUGAAAUCUGAAAGAGUAAAUCUAUUAAUAAAGAGUGAUGAUAUAAAGAU